AUGAACCAGAAGUUAGUCCUCUACUCUUACACUUCUCACUCUGUCUAUUCGUUUGACUACCAAGCACCUGACCACGCCAUAGCGAAGCUUGAAGUGCCCUGUAAGUCUAAUGUAGAGAUUCUGGGUUCAUUCAAUGGCAUCGUACUCUUACGUAUUGGUGUUGAAUUAUGUUUGUGGAACCCAUCAAUCAGAAUGUGCCGAAAAUUUUCCCAACCCGAGUACUCACGUGGGGCUAGGACGUAUGGGCUUGGUUAUGACUCUGUUAAUGAUGAUUUUAAGGUGGUAUGGGCUGUUAUUGAUGAUUUAAGUAAUGCCCCUCGUGGCGUCCAUGUCUUCACUUGUAAACUUAGUUCAUGGAAGUGGAUUGAAGACUUGAAUACAGCGUCAAGGAAUUUUGGACGUUGGUGGUUGUGCGAAAAGGCCUUCGCGGCUUCUGUAUGCCUUUGUUAUGCAAGGGACGGAGAGGUUGUAGUGGUGUUGGAUUGGGAGGUGUUAGCCAUCUACAGAAGAAAUGAGUUUUUCUCCGUUUAUAUCCCUCAAACUUAG
Molecule: messenger RNA, 546 nt
Organism: Rhododendron vialii
Lineage: Eukaryota; Viridiplantae; Streptophyta; Magnoliopsida; Ericales; Ericaceae
Product: F-box protein CPR1-like
Exons: 2
Coding region: 1-546 (181 amino acids)
Source: RefSeq, a predicted model, not a curated record